UGGCGGCCAUUUUAAACUAGUUUGACGUAGGUCUGAUUUUUGGAGCGAUUUUUCCCGUAUUUUACACGUAAAUAUCACAGAACCAGGGUAGCUGAGGAUGGAGACCGACCAGACGUAUCUUAACGGCGUGGCUGAACUCGAAGAAGCGCUUCCAGAUCCUUCUGCGCCCGUUGUGCAUGUGGAGAUUUGUCAGACUCCUUGCAGCACCGUCCGUGCUAACGUAGUGAAGGAGCGAGUGAGAGCCGUGUUACAGAGACAUAAGCUGGUGUACGGGGACCUCACCAUGACAGAGUUUGACGACACCUUCAUGAAGGAACACAUCAAGUCAGUCUCCAUAUGUGACACUGAUGACAUAUCUUCUGCACACAAGGGCAAGAAGGCGUUUAACCUGUUUGAUGCCAACCUGCUGCUGCACGUGUUCCAGCUGCACGAGGGCGGGCCGGGGUCGGAGGAGGUGGAUGAUGAUGAUAACGUGUCUGCGGCCAGCCACUGGCUGAUGCCUAAUGCUGACUUUGAUGGUAUCUGGGACAGCCUUAUUUUUGACAGUGAUGUAAAGUUAGAGCUGCUGAGAUAUGCCUACACAACUCUACUGUUCUCAGACAAGGGUGUUGAUUCUAACGUCAUCUCAUGGAACAGAGUCGUGCUGCUGCAUGGUCCCCCAGGCACAGGAAAGACUUCGCUAUGCAAAGCUCUGGCUCAAAAACUGUGUAUAAGGCUCUCUGACAGGUACAGCUAUGGGCAGUUUAUCGAGAUUAACAGUCACAGUCUGUUUUCUAAGUGGUUUUCUGAGAGUGGCAAACUUGUGCUGAAGAUGUUUCAGAAGAUCCAGGAACUGAUCGAUGACUCUGAUGCUCUUGUCUGUGUGCUUAUUGAUGAGGUAGAAAGCCUGACAGCGGCGAGGAAAGCAUCCCUCAGCGGUACGGAGCCGUCAGACGCCAUACGUGUCGUCAACGCACUCCUCACACAGAUAGACCAGAUCAAGAGGAACUCCAACGUGCUGAUCCUCACCACCUCCAACGUGACGGAGGCCAUCGACCUGGCCUUCGUAGACAGGGCCGACAUCAAGAAGUACAUUGGGCCCCCCUCCCCACCUGCCAUCUUCAAGAUCUACCACUCCUGUGUCAAGGAACUCAUGAGGGCUGGGAUCAUCAGUCCCCCACAGCAGCUCCUGGACCUGAGGGCACUGGAGGUCAUGAGGUUUGCUGAGAACAACGCCACUCGUCACAGCCUGCGACUCAGGGAACUCGCACAGAGAAGUGUUGGUCUGAGCGGUCGAACCCUGAGGAAACUACCUUUCCUUGCACACGCUCUUUUUGUUCGGACUCCCACCAUUAGCCUGGAGGACUUCCUGGAGGCCCUGUCCCUGGCUGUCGACAGACAACACGAGGAGAGGAAGGGCUUAAACAGUGAAGAUUGAUGAAUAUUCAGUGUUCUUGCCAGGCCUUUUUAGCAUAGGGGCCCCCUAUGCUAUGAUUUUGACCCCUAUGCUAUAGUUUUGACCUCUAUGCUGU
This is a messenger RNA of Branchiostoma belcheri (Belcher's lancelet), 1511 nucleotides long. Its product is annotated as pachytene checkpoint protein 2 homolog. Gene Ontology annotation, cellular component: chromosome; nucleus. Gene Ontology annotation, molecular function: ATP hydrolysis activity; ATP binding. The transcript has 13 exons. The record is from RefSeq and is a predicted model, not a curated record. Gene Ontology annotation, biological process: meiotic recombination checkpoint signaling; reciprocal meiotic recombination. The coding region runs from base 98 to 1417 and encodes 439 amino acids. Lineage: Eukaryota; Metazoa; Chordata; Leptocardii; Amphioxiformes; Branchiostomatidae.